Teleopsis dalmanni is the source of this 1892-nucleotide messenger RNA. Its product is annotated as JNK-interacting protein 1-like. Gene Ontology annotation, molecular function: protein binding. Gene Ontology annotation, biological process: regulation of JNK cascade. Gene Ontology annotation, cellular component: cytoplasm. The record is from RefSeq and is a predicted model, not a curated record. The transcript has 6 exons. Lineage: Eukaryota; Metazoa; Arthropoda; Insecta; Diptera; Diopsidae. Bases 268 to 1731 code for a protein of 487 amino acids.
UCCAAGGCACUCACAACCAUGAACAUUACGUAUCUGAAGCUAAGUGUAGUGUAAUCCGAGCAGAAAAGGAAAUUAUUGAUUUUGGCAUAAAAGAAGAAAAGAAGUCAUUCGACAUUUGAUUUGAUUUUUGCUAAAAUUAAUUAUCUUAAUUAGACUUGAAUUAAUCUAUUAAAAUAGUGUAAGCAAAAAAGUGAACGACGGAGUGAAAAUUAAUUGUAAAGUUCCACGUGAACAAGCCUACGGGGCUUAAUAAGCCCGUCACACAGUAUGGCUGAUAGUGAAUUUGAAGAAUUCUAUCGCCCACUAUAUGAGCCACAUCUCAUAACGAACAAUAGUUCAGCGGGCAAUAAGAAAAACAAUCCACAAAACUUCUACUCACUCAUACCGAAUGACGAACUUGAGGAUUCUCCUUCAUCGAAAAGCGAUGCUUCCGAUCAGGAAGAUGCUGUUACUUGCGAAUCCAAAAUACAACGUCACGUUGAAGAUGAUGAAAUCGGCGAUGGCUUAAAGGUUGUUUCAUUAUCUUCUGAUGGUUCAUUGGAUACAAAUGACUCAUUUAACUCACAUCGUCAUCAUCCAUUAAGUCAUCAGGAUGCGAUUGGUGGUAUUGGUGCUAAUAACAAUCCAUUGGAGACCCAACAGUUAUUGUCACCAAACACAGCUGCUGCACAACAGCAACAGAGAAGGAGACGAAAAUUACCGGAGAUACCAAAGAACAAGAAAUCUUCCAUUCUACAUCUUUUAGGUAGUGGUUACGGACAAAGCACACUAGCAGAUGAGAUGACACGCGGACGCAGUCUAAACGAUAACUUCAUUUUGGGUAAUGGUCUUAAUAACACCGGUCUAAGACAAAAUCAACGUUCGUUUCUAACACUCAAAUGCGGCUAUUUGCUUGAUGAGGACUCAAGUCCUGACUCAGAACGUUUACAGAGUUUAGGUGAUGUUGACAGUGGUCAUAGCACUGCACAUUCCCCUAAUGAUUUUAAAAGUAUGUCACCACAAAUAACAUCCCCCGUUUCUCAGUCACCAUUUUCACAACCCUUCGGUGGCAUACCCUUUGCACAGCUGGAGAUGUUGGAAGCUACACAUCGUGGUCUGCACAAAUUCAUACCACGUCAUCAUGAUGAAAUCGAAAUUGAAAUAGGGGAUGCUAUAUACGUGCAAAAGGAAGCCGAUGAUUUAUGGUGUGAAGGUGUUAACUUACGUACCGGUAGACAGGGUAUAUUUCCCUCGGCGUAUGCUGUUGAUCUUGAUUACAAUGAGUUCGAUCCAACUGUGCAACAAGUUAAAAAAGAACGUUAUCUGCUGGGUUAUUUGGGUUCAGUAGAGACAUUGGCUCAUAAAGGUACCGGUGUGGUUUGUCAAGCAGUGCGUAAAAUUGUAGGUGAAUAUGGUAACUCACCAUCAGGUCAAGUAUGCAUUUUAGAAGUAUCUGAUCAAGGUCUACGCAUGGUGGAUCGUUCUGGACCGAAUAAUAAAAAGGAAAAGAAACCCUGCAUAGAUUAUUUCUAUUCAUUGAAAAAUGUAUCAUUUUGUGCAUUUCAUCCCCGUGAUCAUCGCUUUAUUGGCUUCAUAACAAAGCAUCCAACUGUGCAGCGUUUUGCUUGUCAUGUCUUCAAGGGGUCUGAAUCGACAAGACCGGUCGCAGAAGCUGUGGGACGUGCAUUUCAACGUUUUUAUCAGAAGUUCAUAGAAACAGCUUAUCCCAUUGAGGACAUUUACAUAGAGUAAGCAAAUGGAAAAGUACUGGGAAAUGUACUGAUUUGUUUAACAAGAAUCGAGUUAAAAUCUAUUAAAGUCAAACUAUACCGUUGAAAUCAAUAAUGGAUCUACGAAAAUUUCAAUAAAAAAGUAUUAAUCUAAUAUAUACAUAUAUGCUAUAUAUACAUAUA